Molecule: messenger RNA, 4002 nt
Organism: Mytilus californianus (California mussel)
Lineage: Eukaryota; Metazoa; Mollusca; Bivalvia; Mytilida; Mytilidae
Exons: 7
Coding region: 547-1767 (406 amino acids)
Source: RefSeq, a predicted model, not a curated record
UUGAUUAUCUCCCCUUUUUUAGCAGAAAAAACAGCAAAACAAAGAAGUAGAAGAUGCCAAUUUUAGCACACCACCACCGAAAAAGAUAAAGACUACAGAAACUGUUACCUGUGUAACACCACCUGCUUGUAGAAACGCUGAAUCACCUGCCAGCACAAGUAGUAGCAGAAAUUCACCACUACUCAGAGUGUUGACCAAAUGUAAUUCCACUUUGAGGACCUCAGAUGAAGAUGUCCAUACUGUUAAUAUUCCUCUGUGUGGUAUUCUAGCCAACCCUACAGAGCACACAGAGAAAGAGGUGGAUACAGCCAGAGUAAAAAUGAUUCGCCUGUGUAUGGAUUCACUUAUAAGCUUGUGUGGCGAUAGACCAAAUGAACUAGACACCAUUCAUUUGGCAAGAUCACUAGCAUCACAGUAUAGUAUCCUACGGGAUGACUCAACAAAACCAGCAGGGAACAAUUAUGUAAUUUUAUGGAUUGGGUUCUGUAAGAACCAAUACAGCUGCAUCAUGUGCAUCGUGCUGUUAAAAAAUUCUUGGAGAGGAGGAUGUACAACAUCACUCCUGCAAGGACCAACAGGGGAAGGAAAAGAAAAAAUAAUGAAAAUAAUGAACAUGUACAUCAAAAGGAUCAAGGGUUGACAAAAGAAAAAAGUUUGCCUUUAAAACUGACAGAAACGACGGAAGAAGAGGUAGAUACUUCAAACCAAGAAACAGCUGAAGUACCACUGGAAGUGGCAGAAAGUGCGCACAAUGAUGCCAUCAUUAUUCCCACAGGAGCAGAUAGUACUGACAUGACUGAGGAAAUAAUUACAGAGGACAGAGUCUUGAAAACAACAGAUACGUCGAAGAAAGGUGUAAAAACAAGAGCUGAAAAUAGGGAGCUCUUAAGAAAACCUGAUAAAAUACCGGAAGAAUCAGAAAUAGAGCUUGAUGAUGGGACAAGAGGGGGAAAAAUUGAAAAGGUUCCAGAACAGGAGAAAUUAGAAGAUAGAAGUGCCAAGUCUCUUGACAAAGAACUCAGGAGAUGUUCUCCAAAAACAACAGAGAAAAAAGUUGAGCAACUUCUUAGAUUGACAGUAGAAUAUAGAUGCUCUUAUGCCACAACUUUACCAAAGCAUAGUAGAGUAGAGGAUAUGAUAGGGACAUAUCCAGUAUUUAAGAGUACUGACAUACUCAUCACCAACCUUCUUGCAACCAUCAAUUUGGAGGAAAAUAUAAUUUCUCAUAAACUCCUUGAAAAAAAUUUGAAAAGAAUGUCUACAGAGAUAUUGGACUUGGUGUAUUCAAAAAACCUCACCACUGUUCCUAGAUCAGCACUGAAAUCACAAGAUCAGCAAAUACUUGUGGCAAUGGCCCAACUGCCUUUAAUUCUCGACAAGAGAGAAAAGGGGAAAAGUGUGCCAGUACCACAACUAGUACACAUUGUAAAGAAAGACGAGAUGUGGCAAGAAAUAGCUGCUAAGCAUAAGAACUCCACAUCACCAUGGAUAAUGUACCAACGACAUGGCGACCAAGAAAUCAUAACCGUUAUGAUUAAACAGUCUAUGAUUAAAAAGGCCUCAUCAGCAGUUAAUGCAGUGCUGGCAUUGAUGGGUAUAUAUUACAUGGCAAUGUUGCCAUACCCUUCAAAUUGCAGCGCGGCUCUGCUGUACAUACAAGGACAAGUCUUGCUGGAUGAAGUUCACAGCAAAGACAAAAGUGUAUUUAACAAGGCAAAGGAAAUUUUCGAAAACUUCGUUUUGAAAGAAGUUGAUUUAUUUGCAUGAAAUCAACAUUGAUGUUUAACUAUGAGACUGACUUGUUUUAUUUGUAGGUGUACCACAUAAUUUUUCAUAUUUUGGGAUAACAGAUUUAUUGAUUAGUUUAUAAUAUUUAAGAUACAGAAAUAGUAACACACUGUCUUUUGCGUUAUUAAAAUUAAAAUCUCCAAAUAAUCUGUUGCAUUUGUGAUCUUGAAAAUAUAAUUCUUAAAUUAACAAUUAACCAGGUCUGUAAAUGUUAUUUAUCCAAAUAACUUACUUUUAUGCAACAUAAUUCAAUUUUUCAUUUUCUUUUCUGCUUGAAGCAUGUAAAAAUAUAUAUUUUUUAUUACUACUAUACAUGAGCUGUUAAAUUCAUGUAAAUAGAUUUGACCCAAAUUAUUAUUUUUAUUUAUAACAUACUAAAAAUAAUAUCCAGAUUUAAAAAAGUGCUGGGCAAAAGUAACAAUUAAUAAUAAAAUGUACUUUUGGCAUUGGCUUGUGAAAAUGCAUCUGCAUUUGUACUUAUUUUAGACAAGACCCAAUUUUAUAUAUCAAAAUGACCUCCUUUUAGGCUGCAAACCACCAUAUAACCUUAUAUCAAAGUAAAUUUAAAUAGAUAGCAUUUACAAUCAGAUUUUAUUCUGUAUGUUAUAAACAUAUGUAAAAUUUAAUCAUAGUUUUACCUGUAUUAGAAUGGUUUUAUUUGAUAGUGAAUUUAUAUUUUAUAAGUUGCAAAUAUCAUUUGUUAUUUUUGUUUAUGCCCAUUUAUGGGCAUUAUGUUUUCUGGUCUAUGUGUCUGACUGUUAUAGCUGUCCCGCUUCAGGUUAAAGUUUUAGUUGAGGUAGUUUUUGAUAAAGUUGAAGUCCAAUCAACUUAAAACUUAGUACACAUGUUCCCUAUACUGUAAAUUCAGAAAUUAUUGUGAGGUUUUUAUUAAUGCGAAUAAUGCGAGUGGAUGAAGAUCGCAAUAAUAAGAACUCGCAUUCUGAUAUCUUAUACUUAUAUCUGUAUGCAGAUUUUUCUAAAAUCGCAAUAAUUAAUCUUGCAUUUUAGUCCAUCCUUCAAAAAUCACAAAAAUGCACGCAAAAAUUUCUGAAUUUACAGUAUAUGAUAUGAUCUUUCUAAUUUUAAUGGCAAAUUAGAGUUAUACCACAUUUUCACUGAACAUAGAAAUUGAUAGUGCUGAUGUGGCAUCUGUGGAUAAUUUGGAAACAUUCUUGUUUUUGUAUAAUGUUAGGUUGCAAACUUUUGUGUUGACUUAGUAUUAUGAACAUAUUUUAAAUGUUGCAUUGAGUUGCAAUUUGAUUAGGCAAGGGUUUUAUGUACAAGAUACAAAGAGUAUUUUCAAGGGCUAUACCAAAUACAUUCUUUGUUUUUCAGACACCUACUCUUGAUAAAGAGGAGCGAUGAGAGAUUUUUUUUUUAUUCUCAAAAAUAAUAUUGUGAGAGCAAGUGUCUUUGUUUUAAAGAAAAGAAAAGAGGUAUAUUUUUUUAAGUGAGAGAUAAAAAUAAACAAAUGAUUUGUGCUUCAUAUUUCAUGUAUUUAUGCCUUUAUUUCAGUUCUUUAAAGUUUAUUUUAUAGAAUACAUUUUGGUUUUUUUUUUAACAAAUUCAGUUCACAUCAAUUAGUCUUCCUCUUUCAAAUUUUUUACAUAGAAAUUUCCAUGCUGCAGUUCUUUCUUGGGAAAAUAAGUAAAAAGUAUAUGUCAUGUUUGCAUGCAUGUAGGUGAUAGUAUAGUAACAUGUGCAAAUCUUUUAACAUAUACUGUUGUUUUGAUUUUUCUUGUUGAAAAAAAUAUUGUCAUAAGAUAUGAGUCUUGUGCUUGUAUAUAGUAUACAAAUGUAUAGCAUGGUAAAUUUCAAUGGCACCAUGUACUUUUUGAAUGGUAUCUUUAGGUGUAUAUACUAGCUUGUAUUGAUCGUGUAUUAUCACAGUCAAAUUAUACAUGCAUGCAUACUUAUUGACUUUGAAAUUUGAUUGAAACUGAAAUUUUAUAUGUACACAUGUUUUACAUUUUUGUGGUUUUGUCAUUUAGAUUUCACAAAUCACAGGUUUCCAUGAAAUUAUUUUUUACUGUUAUUCCUUGAUAGCAUUCAUUGCUAUAAUGACAGGCUAUAAAAGAUAUAAAUAAGUUGAUGACUAUCUAUAGAUGGGCAUAGAAUUGUAAACUAAAUUUUUAUUCACUGCUAAUUUAUAAAUAUGAAAUAUAGUUUAAUAAAAUGCAGACUAGUUCAUCCAUGCACAUGGUAAAUACAACA